Anneissia japonica is the source of this 6748-nucleotide messenger RNA. RefSeq lists its product as uncharacterized. Lineage: Eukaryota; Metazoa; Echinodermata; Crinoidea; Comatulida; Comatulidae. The coding region runs from base 144 to 4514 and encodes 1456 amino acids. Gene Ontology annotation, molecular function: protein binding. The transcript has 14 exons. Gene Ontology annotation, cellular component: membrane. The record is from RefSeq and is a predicted model, not a curated record.
ACACAAUAUCGAUUCAGUCGUUAGUAGUAGUGCACUACCAGUGGCAGUAAACUUUAUUCGGCAACGUCAACAACAUCCCUGGGCCUAUAUAAUUGUACACGACUACAUCAUCAACGAUUUUGCUUUGUAUUUUCAAUAACAAUAUGAAGGUGCACAUUAGAAAGGGAAGCAGGCAGUGUGCUGUGUUUGUUGCUUUGUUACUUAUCGCCAUCACCAAUAAGUCUAAAACGUCUGCUAUUUUAGACAAAGAUAUGGUUUUUGAGUCAAUGGACAGUAUUGGUAAAAAUUUUAUCAUGACCUUUAUGGACAACCAUCAGACACAUACGUCUGAUCCAUAUUUGACAAUUACCGCCGUGACGGAGGGAAUAACAACAGUUUACGUAUACGGCAAAGCUAUUAGCAGUGUUUACACUAUAAACUAUGGAAGUAGUGUGUAUGUUGACCUGCCAAAUUCGAUGGUUGCCCGGACUGCAGACUCCCAUGAUGUAGCUGUGCAAGUAACCAGUGAUAAAGAUAUACACGUUGCCGGAAUCGACUCUGAUUCGACAACUACAGAUGCGUUUCAAGCAAUUCCCGUUGAUGCCCUCGGUACGGAAUACUACGUUAUGUCGUUCGAUGCCCCUUCAUUCGAAUUUUCCGAGUUUGCCAUCACAGCCGUACAAAACUUGACCAAUGUAACAAUUACGCUGUCACACUCUGUAAUUUUUGAAACCAGAAGCUACAUAAAAGGUGAAACUAUCACUAGGACCUUGGAGUUUAUGGAAACCAUUCAAAUUCAGAGCUUCGGUGAUAGUACCGGUACACACAUUGUAGCUGAUGCCCCUAUAGCAUUACAAUCUGGAUCAUCAUGCGCCUUUGUUCCGGCAACUAGUUCACCAUGUGACCAUCUAGUCGAAUUCAUACCGCCAGUGAAUGCAUACGGGUACGAAUUUGCUCUUGCGCCUUUUUUGAACACCCAGCCUGGAUACGUUUAUCGAAUACUAGCAGCGUAUGACAAUACAACAAUUCUAAUCAGUAGUCAGAGCGAUCCACUCACACUACAUGCUGGCAAACAUAAAGAUUAUGUUGUAAAUACAGUCUCACCUGUCUGGAUGACAGCAAGUAAGCCUAUUAUCGUGGCUCAGUACAUAAAAAGUGGCAAGUUAUCUACCGGAAAAGGUGACCCUGCUAUGGCUAUUGUUCCUGCCAUUGAACAGUACACAGGAACGGUUUCUUUCACUACUUUCAACGGCACUAGCUCAACGUCAUUUAACAGUUACAUUUCCAUAACAGCAGAAUGUCGAUAUUUCCAGAAUGGAGCUUUUAUGUUGUCCACUAAAUCAUUUAAUCAACGUACUGAUUUUUGGCGUUCUUAUCCUUUUGGCAACGGAAUGUGUUGCAGGAUUGGGUCCGUACGCCCAGGAUCGUACACAUUACGUCAUACAGAUCCCAAUGCUAAGUUUCUGGUACUACAGUACGGUAUCAAUACUCGAGUGUCAUACCUACUGCCAUCGCAGUACGCAGUUGACCGACUCACGUACAAGUCAGAUGACGGAGAGGUUAAGCUGAGAAAGCCAAUAAUUGGUGAAUAUAGUUUGGAUUGCCAAUUUGAAACGAACUUAUGUGGUUGGACUUUAUUAAAUGGUACGAACACACACUGGAUGCGUACUUGUGGUUUGCUAGAAGAAGGCGCUACCAACGUUCCUAAGAAUGGAGUUGGCGAAAACGAAUGUGACUACUAUGCUUAUAUUCGGGAAACAGGCAGCGUAACAUCCUUCAGUAAAGCGAGGAGUCCUGACUUUGUUCUGAAUAAUGAUUCCGCCUGUAUGUCAUUUCACUACUUCAUCAGUGGACCUAGCGGGUCAAUAACAUCUUAUUUAGUAUCUGAUGGUGUUGAGAAAAUGAUCUGGACACGCAGAGAUAACCAUGGUAACUUUUGGCAUCCAGUUAUUUCCACAAUCCAUGGAAUCACACCAGGAAAAACGUACUACAUUACUGUUGAGGCCCUGGCAGGUUCAAAUUUUACUGUUGCUAUGGAUGGAGUAAGUUUCUUAUUGGCUUUCCCUUGUAUUUUAGGUGACUACUAUGCUUAUAUUCGGGAAACAGGCAGCGUAACAUCCUUCAGUAAAGCGAGGAGUCCUGACUUUGUUCUGAAUAAUGAUUCCGCCUGUAUGUCAUUUCACUACUUCAUCAGUGGACCUAGCGGGUCAAUAACAUCUUAUUUAGUAUCUGAUGGUGUUGAGAAAAUGAUCUGGACACGCAGAGAUAACCAUGGUAACUUUUGGCAUCCAGUUAUUUCCACAAUCCAUGGAAUCACACCAGGAAAAACGUACUACAUUACUGUUGAGGCCCUGGCAGGUUCAAAUUUUACUGUUGCUAUGGAUGGAGUAAGUGUGGGCGAUGGGCCUUGUGGUGUGGCCCCUGCUAGAAUUACCACGAAACCCGUGAACGUUACUACAGUGUGGGGUGUAACAAAAGAGUUUGUCUGCGAAGUGUAUGGUCACCCAAAACCAGAGAUAGAGUGGCUAGAUGGCAAUGGACAAAAAAUACGCAACACUGAUAAAUUCUCGAUAGCAGAUACAGUAUAUCUUGGGGAGUUCGUUUAUAGGAGCACGUUUACAGUAAAUGGCGUAUCAAGCUUUGAUAAUGGGGAGUACUUCUGCCAAACAUAUAAUUCAUAUCGAUUAAAGAUUAUGAAGGAUCGAGCAGCGUUUCUUCUAAUGUCUUUUUCUAAAGUAAACAUCAUCAAACCCCCAAGAUCUGCAACAUUAAAUGUUGGUGUUAAUCACACGUUUGAAUGUUCUGCGUCGGGAGGCCCAACACCAACAUUCAAGUGGUUUCGUUCUGCGAACGGCGUUGCUUUCACCGAGAUGAGCAGCGACAACGAUCAUAUUAUUGUCGAACCGGCGGAAUAUAACGUGGCAACCAAGUCAUUUAUAAGUCGACUUAACAUUGUUGGUGUCAUUCGCGCUGACGAUGGAAAGUACAGAUGUCAGGCAAAGAACGUAGUCAAUAAACAGACGAUUACCAAAGAGGAGAAUUGUAACUUAUAUGUACUCACGAAGCCUGAUUCUCCUAACGACUUAGUUGCAACGCGAAUUACACCAAAUAGCAUCCAGGUGACAUGGGAUAUGGAUUUCACGGGAAAUCUUCCGCUUACUGAAUGUAUUUUAACAUACGUGGAUAGUUCUAAAGCUGGAUUUGCCUCACAAUUAGUGCACAUUAGUGUAGAAAAUAGCAAAUUCAUACUUGGUGGAGUUGACGCAUUAGUUCAGUACAACAUCUCGCUGAGUUGUAGCAACAUAAAGGGUGAAAGUGAACCAGCUUACGCAUCGUUCGUCUCAAAAAUGACUAAAUCAGCUGUGGUAACCGCAGUGACAAAUAACGAUGUUUCGCAGGCAGGAACCGCACAGGAAAAGAUCGUUUGCUUGGUUAAUGCUGCCCCAGCACCAACUGUAAACUGGUUCAAGUCGCCACCUGACACAACUCAAGGAAAAACAAAAAUCACAAAUUCUAACAAAUACACUGUUUCAGAUGUUAAAUUAAACGGAUAUAUGAUGUAUACCAGUACUCUUACGAUCAAUAAUAUCCAGAGUAGUGACACCGUGCAAUAUUACUGUCAAGCCACAAACGGAGGAGAGAACAGCGAAAAAUCAACACUAUUGACAGUUUUAGAUAAACCCGGGCCAGUGACAAACAUUCGAACUGAUAGUCAGGCGGAUAACAGUCUAGUUGUCUCAUGGACAUUUGGAUCUACUGGUAAUCUUCCGUUACAGACCUGCUACGUAACGUACAUCGAUUCAAAUGCGAAAACAUUGGCGCCCGAUAUCCGGUACAUUUCAGCGAAAUAUUCCAAACUAAGAAUCAGCUAUCUUAGACCGUCUACUUACUACAAUAUUACUGUUGCAUGUGGAAAUAAGAUCGGUUAUGGUCCUGCUGCAUCCCAGGCGUUUGCUAGAGUCGAUGGAAGACCAAUUGACCGAUACACACCCUCACCAACCACUCCCUCGACAACAACUUUCUCUAUCAAAGCAUCAGCUAUCUCAUUAACUUCAACUAGUUUACUUAUCAUCUGGUCUACGGGAACGUACGAUGUUAGAAAUAUCAAAGAAUGUUUAGUAAAAUAUAAAAAGUCAAACACUAAUAAUGAUCCAGUUGUUAAACAGACUAUCGAUCUACAGCUUAACAUGUUCACACUAGCAACACUUACUCCUGAAACAAAAUACGACAUCACCAUCACAUGUGAGAACACCCAGGGCAUAAAGUCAACGGACACAAUGGAAAUGGUUUCUACUAUGAAAAGUGACACAAUUGAAGGCAACGACAACAACUUACCAAACACGGGUAAAAGAACUAACAAUGAUACGGAUAACUCAUCGUCUUCUGUUGGCCUGGCCAUUGGGCUUACACUUGUUGCGUUGCUGCUCGUGAUUGUUGUGGCUGUGGUGGUAUUGAAACUGAGACAAAAACGUCCUGUAAAGAAAUCUGUUGAUGAGAAUGGCGACCCACUGGAUAUUUUUGCUUCUUCAAACUAAAGAUCAUAUUUUGAUAAUUAAGUAAAACGUUAAUUAAAAACAAACCACAUCACCAAGAAUCUAAAGCUUAUUUUAUCAAACCCCGCUGUAACAAUACUGUUUGAUUUGUAACAUAGGAUGCUGAGAGCCAGCACGCUGCCAUAGGGUAGUAGUCUAGUUAAAUCAUAUCUUAAAAUGUUAAAGAUACAUCAAGGCUAUUUAACUUAUUUAAAUAAUUGUGUUUGCACUUGUACAGCGCACAUUUGUUCAUUGUUUACAAAUAAAAUUGAUGAGAUAUAUGCGUAAUCAGUAAGCUCAUUCGUAGUUUAAAUUGCGCAUGUACGUAUACAUGGUCAAUUGACAUCAACCUAUGUUGUGUGUAUGUGUUAAUGUCGAUUGAGCUGGAUACAGGCAUGCGCAGUUCAAACGACGAAUUGGCUUAUUACACUCCCAGGAGUUUAUAGAUGUUCACACGUGACACUCAUGUUAAAACAGGGAUAAAGCGUGUUAGCUGUAAUCAUGUUAACUUAGGAGUAUAGAGCUAGUGUGAACACAACAAUUAUGUUCAGUUGACGCUGUAAAUUUUAAAAUUUAACAAACACCAUCACGAGGCUAUUUUUUAGUUCUCUUUAAUAAAUUAUAGACAACAUACUUUAUAUAUAAUCUUACCCUGCUGUACGUGGACACUUUAUUGGGGUAUCGUAAAAUUCAAUAAGACGUUUCGUAGUUAUAACUGAGCAUGUGUAUGUCGAUAGUCAAUGCAUAUAUAAGAACAUCGUACGGUGUAUGUGAACAGUAUUUAAAAAAAAAAUCGGACGUAUUAUUAUCUAUAAAUUUACCUUCCAACAGGCAUGCGCUGUUGGAACUAGGCUUACUGUUAUAUAUUUACAAAAUAAGAGUGAUAAGUCCGAAUUAUCAACUGAUACUGUACGUCCAUGCGUCGUGCAAACACAUAGUAAAUCUACGUUCUUCUACCAACGACGCCUUUACGUGGGCUACUAAAUAUAUUUUGGUUACGUAAUUUAUUAUCAGGACAAAAUAAUAACCUAGCUAACAAUCUUAUAUUUUACUAAGGUUACAAUAACGUUACAGUUACAGUACCCAACCACAACAUUUAUAAAGUUUGCAAACGUUUAACGAAUAACGUUUUAUUUGCUUGAAUUAUUAACAGUGCUGUCUAUAAUUUGAUUGAUUUUACUGCACUGUACAUAGUUUACAAACCUAAACAAAGUACGAGUGAAAACACAAUUAGUAAUAAUUAUAAGAUACGGCUACGCCAACCGCAGAUACACAGAUAAAUACGAGAUUAAACGCGACAUGAAUUUAUACAUGUUUUAGAUUGAGAGAAAGUUUAUUGUUCAUUAUAGCUUUAAAUGAACUGUUUUCAAAUUGCAGUAUAUAUAAUGAGAUAAUAUACAGAAGAAAUAUACUAUAGAUCAGACGGUAAUUUAAAACAAGUGAAAUAAGUAAGCUGUGUUUAUCGUACUUAAAUUUAGAAUGAUGUAAAUAUACAAGAGCGAGCUUUGAGAAACAAGAAAAAACAUUGUCUCGUUCAAUGGACCUUUUCGGUAAGCAACGCCCCAUGGGGUAGCUAAGGUCCAAUUAAAAGACAGUGUUAAAACAUACGCAAGCAGUGUGUUUGUGAGGAAAAUAUGACACGCACGUAUUCUUUGCCCUGUUCUAAUUGGCCAGUUGUGAGUUUGAGACUCCGGAAAGAUGCACUUUGAGCCCCAUUUUGUUGCAUCACCAGCAAUGAACUUAAAUAGCAGAAGAAUGAGUUGCUAUCUUCUGCUAUUUAUUAUCUUUGAUCCAGUCAUUUACUAACAAAAAAAAGAAUCAUUUUACCUUGCAAUUAAAACAGGGGUGGCGCCAGCGGGAGGACCAGGGUCCUCCGUCGGGGAGAGCUGUCUACAUAUUAGUAGACUCUUAAAAUCGAUUAAAUAAACCUUUGAAACCCCUAAUUUGUCGAAAUUUUCGGGGGCUUCGUUCCAGGAACACUUUCGGACCCUUUUAAUCGAAGCUCGACAACGCACACUUUGCUUUUGUCGGGGAAAGCUGACACCUCGUCGGAGGCGCCCCCCCCCCCCUCCCCGUAGGGCAAAUCCUGGCGCCACCCCUGAAUUUAAAGAAUGUUUAUACAUAACCACAACUUGAAACACUGCGUUUAUUAGAUAUUAUGUAUUAAAUGGAAUUUCAGAAAAAAAAAAUAUAAGGUACGUGUUUGUUAGCAUUUUUAGUAUACGAUUUCGAAAAAA